UAUAUAAACUCUUUGCGCCGAUAACGCCGGCAGUAGAAUAUCAAGUGAAUAUACGGAACGAUACAGCAAGCAGAUUGCGCAGCACAGAACAAAAAGUGUGGAACAAAAAUUUAGUGGGAAUGUCGAUCGUACCGAUUUUCUUCCGCAACUGGUGGGACGACGAAUGGGACCGGCCCCUAUGGAACUCUCGUCUACUGGAUCAGCAAUUUGGGAAGGCCCUAACAACUGAUGAUCUACUUAACGCCUUUUCCUCGCUCGUGGAUUCGCACAACCGUAGAUUGCAGCAUCGCCAUCCUUCAGGACGCUACGUUCGCCCGUGGCACAGUUCCUGUGUGGCCAAUACACGCGAUAGCGGCUCAACGGUGAAUGUUACCAACGAUAAAUUCCAAAUCAACCUGGAUGUGCAACAGUUCGCCCCAGAGGAGAUCUCGGUGAAAUACGUGGACAAGAGCCUGGUAGUGGAAGGAAAGCACGAGGAGAAGCAGGACGAACAUGGAUACAUCUCGCGCCACUUUGUUCGCCGUUACAUGCUACCGGCUGGCCACAACGAAAACCAGAUCGAAUCCUCGCUUUCAUCGGACGGUAUCCUGACCAUCACAUGUCCUCGUCUGGCCAUCGAACAGAAACCCGAGAGGAUCAUUGGAAUCACUCAAACAGGAGAACCGUUGAAAACAUUGGGCGAUCAGUCGAAAAACGAGGAAAAAUCACAAUCAACCCAAGAAUUGCAGCAUCGCCAUCCUUCAGGACGCUACGUUCGCCCGUGGCACAGUUCCUGUGUGGCCAAUACACGCGAUAGCGGCUCAACGGUGAAUGUUACCAACGAUAAAUUCCAAAUCAACCUGGAUGUGCAACAGUUCGCCCCAGAGGAGAUCUCGGUGAAAUACGUGGACAAGAGCCUGGUAGUGGAAGGAAAGCACGAGGAGAAGCAGGACGAACAUGGAUACAUCUCGCGCCACUUUGUUCGCCGUUACAUGCUACCGGCUGGCCACAACGAAAACCAGAUCGAAUCCUCGCUUUCAUCGGACGGUAUCCUGACCAUCACAUGUCCUCGUCUGGCCAUCGAACAGAAACCCGAGAGGAUCAUUGGAAUCACUCAAACAGGAGAACCGUUGAAAACAUUGGGCGAUCAGUCGAAAAACGAGGAAAAAUCACAAUCAACCGUACAAGCUAACGGCCAGCAGGAGAAAUAAUGAGCUGUGCUUUUGUUUCAUGGUUGCCCGAUGAUUUGUGAUUACGAUUGUUCCAAAUAAAUUAUAAAGCA
Messenger RNA from Anopheles darlingi, 1261 nucleotides. RefSeq names its product protein lethal(2)essential for life-like. NCBI's taxonomy places the organism in Eukaryota, Metazoa, Arthropoda, Insecta, Diptera, Culicidae. The record is from RefSeq and is a predicted model, not a curated record. The transcript has 3 exons. The coding region runs from base 120 to 1190 and encodes 356 amino acids. Gene Ontology annotation, biological process: protein refolding; response to heat. Gene Ontology annotation, molecular function: protein folding chaperone.